Molecule: messenger RNA, 11826 nt
Organism: Porites lobata
Lineage: Eukaryota; Metazoa; Cnidaria; Anthozoa; Scleractinia; Poritidae
Source: the annotation of a GenBank genome assembly
UUUUUCAGACUACACAAAAGGCACUGCGAUGACCCCAUAAACAACUGCUGGUAUGCUCCCUCAAAUCAUGGAGACACAUUUGGAAUUUGCCAUGAUGAAAUAUACUUCCACGAGGACAUCAUCCCUUCACAACCUGUGACGUCAUAUGCAGUGCUUAUCCGAGGGAGCCCAAAGCAUCCUGGGACAUCCGUAGAUGGGGGCAUUGGUGAGGACAUCAGUUCACAAGCAGUUUCUAUGAAAGAUUGCGGAGACAUUAUGAUUGAACGAGCUAGUUCUCUAAUAGACGGACUCAUGAAAGCCAGAGAUUUGUAUAGAAGCACUGAAUUUACCCAAGAUGUGAUGAAAACAACAGCACUGUCGAUGCAGUGGUAUAACUAUGUCUUUUCCUGUUCUAUGCAAUUCUUCCCAGGAUCCAUUGAGCGCUACAAAGCUCCUGAAAUCCAUUCGAGACACAUUAUUGUAAUGAUACGAGGUAAUAUGUAUAAACUGGAUUUGAUUCACAACGACGACGAAGGACGAGAAGAGAUUAUCGCAAAAAGCCAGCUGAAAGUAAGUUGAUAAAAGUUGGAACUUUGCUGCACAGUAAGUUUAAAAAAUACCCACUGCCAAACGUAUAGGAGGAUAGAAUAAUUCAAGUUUAACAAUCAAGAAUAAUUACUCUUAAACUAAGCUGCCUGGGGUUUAAUAGCUAAUUGAUUUUAAAAAGCUGAACAAAAAAUGUUUACAAACUGAGUCAAUUUAGAGUAAUCUCUUCCCAUUUUUCAACUGCUUUGUAAAUUGACACCCAAUUCAGGGGGAUGAAUCCAUAUCAUUCAUAAUGAUGGUUUAUUUUAUUUUUUGACUUUGCUUUUUCAAGACGAUGAAAGAGAUAUAUUUAAAAAAAAUUGCAAUAGGGAAAACAAUAGGGAUGGAUUAGAGGUUUGGAUUCGCGCAGGUCAAUCGAAAGCGUGUUUUUAAAGAAGAAGUUUCUGUAGCAAUCAGAUAAGGCAAAAAAACAUCGAGCAAAUGUAAUUGACAAUUACUUCCUUUCUUUACGUGCGCGCUUGCUAUACUGACACACUUUUAUAUUUGCUUCCAGAAGAAACUCGAAACCAUCGUAGAAAUGGUUGCGUUAAGAGAACCAUCGACUCCAAUAGCUUUUCUCACAACCCUGAUUCCAUCUGAGAGAUGUCAAGAAGAACAGCGUCUCAAGUGCCUUAGUCAACGAAAUGUUGAUAAUCUUUCACUGCUCCGUGGCGCUCUUUUCGUUGUGGCGCUCGACCCUGAUACUUCUCCCCGAAAAGCUAACGAAGCCAUGUUCGAGCUACAUUCGGGAAACUUCGUAAACCGUUGGUAUGACAAAAGCGUGCAGCUUGUUGUGUUUGGUAAUGGUGUGGCGGGACUUGUGAAUAACUAUUUGGCUGGAAUGACCCGUACGGUAGGGACAAACUUUGUGCGAAUUGCGGUGAAAAAUGAAAUACUUCCUGGAGAAGAAACUGGAGACGGUGGGUUAAGUUGUGACAUACAUUUUACUCAAACUUGUUCUGUUCCCUUUAAGUUCAGCACUGAGAGUUUUUGCCAUAUUAGUUUCGUCUUUAAUUCAGUAUUAAGGAAUAGAUAAACGAGUUGAAAACGUUUUAUUUACGCGUGAAGGGACAAAGAGUACGUACAAGCCUCAUAGAAAACAAAGUAAGAACUCCCCGCGUUAGCAAAAGUUUAAAUACAUCAUAAUUGAUUUCAUUUUAGCGGAGCUCCCGCGUCCGUCUGUACGUCCGCCCCUUCAUUAUAACGGACGAGAAAUGUCUUACUACCUUUAAAGUCCAAGGCGUAUACAAAUUGUGUUUACCUUGAUAUUGGACAUUCAUGUUAUGAUCAAAUGAAAUAGGGUACCCGCUCACCAGUGUCACAUGACUGUACCGCGGGGCUGAGGUGUGUUACUCAUUGAGUUAGGGUUAGUUCUGCUGGACAGUUAAGGUAUUCAAGUGAUUGCACGCUCAGAAACUUUACUUUAGAAGUGUGCUAAGUGUAUAUAUUAAGGUUGGAAAUAAUUUUCGCUGAGCACGCAGGGGAUACCUGAUAAUGAAUUAAGUGGCAUAAAAGUUUUGCAAGUGACGCAUGUGUAUCUUUAGCUUGUCCUGUUGAGACUAUGGUGCGCAAAUUCAGAGAUAUUUGGGAGCCAAGGCGGCUGAAGGUUGCUAAGAUUGAAGGAAUGUUAAAGCAAGUAGUUGUUAGAGGCACAGUGUUUUUGCAAAUAAUCUUUUAGGUAUGUUGCAGUUUCAGCACAAAUUGGGUGGUAAAUUUUUAGCUUAAAUGGAAUGGUGGGAAACUGGAAGCUCCGUGACAUAAACCAAGUUUCACUCGGUUUCAGAACAUCUCGUAUUUUGGAAUGUGCUAUUCACAAUCUUUUUUCUCUUAUCAGGAGGAUAUGAGGGCUUCAAGAUCUGGCCAGAAGCAAGUCCUAUAAUCUGGGACGAUACAAAUGAAGAAUAUUUCAAACAUAAGACAGCAAAGUUCAUCAAGGAAAGUCGAACAUCAGGUCCGUUUAAACAGAUGUCUCAAGACGUAUUUAGUCCAUGGGCCAAUCGUGAUUUUGGUACCAACCCGAAGGACAAAGGAUGAUUGCUGCGAAUUGAUAGCACAUAAGGUGGAGAUUGAAAAUUUGUAUGAUAACCUUUCUGUAGGAGUAGCUUUCGGGGUAUUUUUUUCGUGUAAAAGUGCCGGAAAUGACCUUUGAGAUGCCAGCCUGGACAACUAAAUGUGCACUUAAUAUGUUCCCUAUGUUUUGUAGUUUAAUUUAUUAUGAGAGACAUGACAAGUUUUUUUGUUCCGUUUUUUAUCGCCAAAGUAUUAAUUGUUCUGAAUUUAACCAAAGUAGAGCGAGGAAAACUCAAAAGUAGCCUUCGAAUAGCAUUAUGGGUAAAAUCCAAAAUGGCAGCUACCAUGGAAGGUGAGUGGGUUCUUGAUUUGCCGGAUUAAUAGCCAUUUUACCGUGUAAAACGUAAUAAUUUCACGAAAAGUCAGCAAAAUCAUCUAGUUAAUAAAGCGCUUUAACUUUUUGAGGCAAAAGUCUUUGAAGUUUUGACUUAAUAAGCAGAAUUUAGGAAAUACUUACAGAUCUUGUAGAAUGUUCUCUUCGAUAAUCCGAUAGAAUUUGAAUGUAUAAUUUUUGCUCAUAUCGAUCAUACACAUCUUUUUAUAUCUUUAUCAAUUUUGAAAUAUAAUCUAAUUUUAGGAAUCAACCUGUUGCAGUCAACAUUAUUUGAAUUAUCGGUUAUUCGGUAAUGAAAAUUCCAUAUGAUAUGCAAUUUUUAAUGCAUACGUGCAUAUGGUUUCUUUAAACACGCUAAAAUCAUGAGUCUAAAAAGUUAAGUGAAGUAAAAAGGAUAUAAAGACUACACAUACCUGAAUGGCUUACAUGAUUACCGUGUGCCUGGAAUCAGAAAACUAGAGAGCUAACAGGUUUAUUUCCAUUUUGAAUUGACUUAGCGAUGUUAUUCUUUGUAUGUUUUUGUGGUAACUCAUUCCAAAUCGUGGCACCGCUAUGGUGAAAAAAAACUUUUGGAAGUCCAGAGUUUCGUAAAUUAUAAUAUAACGUAUCUGCUGUUAUGUCCCCGUCUCAGUUGCAGUUGCAUUGCAACUUAAGGUGAUUCCCUGGUUUUGCAUUGCGCAUCUCUUACUGCGCAUAACAAGAUGGCCGCCGUAAGAAAGAGCAUGUGAAGUAAUAUUAUUAAAAUGAAGUUGACUGAAGAGAAACGCUGUUAGAAUUUUUGCUUGCUGUUGUUUCUUGCCGAGGUGAGACUCAAUGUGUUGGGAAUGUGCAUAACGUAAGCAGUACUCGUGUUGCUGAGUUCGACCUCCUCUCGGAGAACCUCGAUAGUGGAUGUUUAACUUGUGCUUACUCACUUUGAUUUUCAUUUAAACACUUUCUUUAUCACAUUGUGUCCUAAAUGUGAUAUCUCGAAGUUAAUUUCAGUAAAAACGGAUUUUUUAAUACUUUCUCCCCCCUUUCACAUACAUUCUAUUUUGAAACUCGCCCCAGUCCGCUCUCAAAAAUCGGAGAAAAUGCGUUUGGUGCGCACUUUCUGCAGCUCUACCGCAAAAACUAGUACGGUGACCCCCAUUUUUUAUUUCACGAUUUUAAUAAGGACAUUGCUUCCUUUCGAUGAGAAAAAAAUUGGCACAAAUCUAUGAUCAGUUUUUUGGCAAUUUUACUACAUUGUACGGAUUGAGCCAUCACGGGUCGAAAAGCGCGCGUCCAAUUUAAUUCUACUUUGGAGCGUAAAGUAAAAAUAGGGGCAUUAAAAGGCAUUUUUCUGGUACGUAAGUGGAUAAACAAUACAUUAAAGUCAAAUUCUGUGUGAUGUUACAUGCAUCAUCGAAAAAAUCUCUCCUUUUUGUCUAGUUUUGCGCUGCCGGCGGUUUUUGUAAAAGGGUCCUAAAUAGCCGUAUUUGUCAGCAUUGUGACGUCAAAACGAGCACGGUGACCCCCACUUUUUAUUACUUUUUUAUCAUCUUCUUGACUUGUUACAUCAGUGUACCAAGUUUUAGCUAAAAUCUAUGUUAGGUUCUUUUACUAUGGAAUCACCUUAAACGCUGAAAAAAUAUUCGUCUGAUACAAAUAGGGUCCUCAUCUAAGAGAAGAGUUGAUGAUGCUGAGGAGUCAAAUGCCGCAGUCAAACGAUUCUGCAAGAAGAAGUGUAUCAUUCACUGCACCGACGAUAGCAGUGAUUUAGUUAAUCCUAAAGACGAGGAGUCGUGGAAAACCUUGUUACGAGCAGCACAGAUUCGAAAUCAUCAAGAAAUCGUAGAACUUUCGAAGUCUUUAAGCGAAGGAGAAGUCCCGCUCAUUUACUACCAUCGAAAGUGUCGAAGCAUUUUUACAAUGAAAAAGUUAUUAGAUAAAUUAUCCCAACAAUCAUCCAAUAGCCAGACUCAACCGGAAAAAGUGGCUAGGAGAGCCUCUAUUCGAGGAUCUUCCAAUAUUUCCACAACAUACGAGCGCGUUUGUAUUUUUUAGUGAAAAGCCAAAAUAUUUCAAGGGUACAAGGAAUCGUGAGCCUUUAGUACAAUGCCGAGAUAUGCGUGCAGAUAGCUCUAUCAGAAAGAUAGCUACACAAAAGAAUGACAGCAAGAUUCUUGCCCUUGUGUCGCGCGAAUUAGUUGCAGCAGAGGCUUGUUAUCACAGGACAUGCUACAGGAGUUACACUAGACCAGAAGCAAGCAGCAGUGUGAACCCUAAUAUGAGCAGUGAAUCUCCGGAUGAUGAAUAUGCCCGUCUAGAGUCUGAUGCUUACCAGAUGCUUUUUGACUUCAUCAGGUCAGAUGUGAUAGAAAACGAGAACGUCGUAAGGCUGUCUGAGAUGACGCAGUUACUUGUACAGUAUCUAAUGUCAUUAGAAGCUAAGGAAUGUAAGCCAUCAACAAAGAAGCAUAUCAAAAGGAACAUAGAAGCAGAAUUCAAUGAGUUGAUCAAGUUUGAAAACUUGCUAGACAACAACCGUGUAUUCCUAAUCCCUGCUAGCCUAACACCAGUGCAAAUCGCCAGAAAUGUACUAAAUAUCCUUAUGGCAGAAAAAGAAGACAAAGGCUCUACAACAAAGAUCUCAAAUAUUCAGAAAGCUGCAGCUGACAUCCGCGAUGCCAUUCGAAACGAAGAAAGCAAAAUGUCAUGGCCACCGCGCCCUUCAGAGCUCAAUGACAGCGCCAUAGAGGUCCCUGAAGAGCUAAGUGCGUUUUUGUAUACCUUGUUAACUGGCAACAAAGAUUCGUCAGAAGGAGAAUGUUGUCAAAGAGUCCAGCGGUUGAUGAAGUCGUUCGCGCAAGACCUAGUAUUUGGAGUAACCAGAGGGAGGAUUAAGCCGCCUAAACAAAUUCUUCUCUAGUAUGCUGUAAAAACUCUCACAAACAAUGUUGAGCUAGUGUCUAUACUAAACCGUUAUGGUCAUGGUAUUUCUUAUUCCCAGCUUGAGGAAAUUAACACUGCUCUUUGUAUGCAGAAAAUGGCAACAACAACAAGUGAAAUUCCUCUACCUGCCAAAAUACAACCUCAUGUUAGUACCACAUUAGCAUGGGAUAAUAUUGACCGACUCGAAGAGACUCUUUCAGGUGAAGGCACGUCACACCGUGUAAACCGCAGAGCAGUACAGGCGAGACAUUUUGGCCCCCAUCCCCUCACUGAGCAGCCACCUGGAAUCAGUAAAAGUAAGCAAAGGAGUGUUGAGCCACUUGAUGUUGUUGCGCUACCCAUUUACAAUGCAGGUGAACGUCAAGGCCCUAAGCCAAGAGCAUAUGUUGAAGUAAACGACCAGGAAGCGUUAGAAAAUGCCCGAAAAAAAACCUUUUGUGGGUUUUACUGCGCCUACAUGCACAGAUGAACCAGAAAGUUAGUGGAUGGACUGGCUAUAACAUUUUGGUGCGCAACGAAAUUGAGGCUCGUCAAGACAAUAUCGGAUACCUCCCCACCAUUGAUGCACCUGCCACUAGCAUGUCAACUGUUCAUGAGAUUUUGGUCCGCUCCCAAAAGAUAAGAAAAGCUCUUGAACUGAAGAACAUAGUACUCGUAUUUGAUCAAGCUCUGUAUGCCAAGGCAACAGAGAUAGCUUGGAAACAUCCAGACAAGUUUUCAGAUAUUGUUAUUCGGAUGGUUGUCUUCCAUACAGUGUGCACACUUCUUUCCAUAAUCGGGAAGAGAUUCCAAGACGCUGAUUUAAGGGACGUUUGCAUUGAAUCAGGGGUAAUUGCUGAAGGUUCUGUGACAGGAGUUCUUGAAGGACGUAGAUACAACCGUGCUGUCAGGUUUCAUAAACUGAUGUAUGAAGCACUCCAAAGACUUAUCUGGAAAGGAUUUCAGAUGUGGGUAGAAGUAAAGUUCCCGGAGAAGAAACCGUUUAUCCAAGAUUUCUUUGCCGGAUUAAAACCUUUAUACGACAACCUGUGCCAAAAGGAACAACAAAGGGUCUUGGAUAGUCAAAGUUUCCCAGAGUUUAUCACACUGUACGAUAUGUACCUUGACUAUCUAAGCAAUAACAACGGGAAACUAUCUAGUUUCUGGAUGUCAUACAUUGAUCUCGUUGGCAUUCUGCUGAAUAUAGUGAGAGCAUCAAGAGAAGGACAUUGAGAGCUACAUUUAUCAGCCAUUGAACAAAUGAUACCAUGGUGCUUUGCCUAUGAUAAUGUAAAUUAUGCCCGCUAUUUACCUGCAUACCUGUCUGAGAUGACCCACCUCGAAGAGACCCAUCCUGAGGCUCAUGAAUUUCUUAAGUAUGGUGGAUUCUCUGUCCAGAUCGGCGACCAAAACCCCUUUGGUAGGGUUCCAGUUGAUCAAACAUGCGAGGAGACGGUCAAUAAGGACACCCAGACAGCCGGGGGCACCAAAUGCUUCAGUCUUAAAGCAGGAGCAGUUAGCAAGUAUUAUAUAGUGUCUGAAUUUCGCAGUAUUUUUUUGAAGCAGCUGAGGGACCUGCUAAAUCUAAGCAAAUCCAAUUCUGGGCAUACUGAUCUUCAAAAAACAAGAAUUGUAAGAGACGAGGCUGACGUGAAGUCGCUGAUUGCUAUGCUAGAAAGCAACUGGAUAAACCCAUUCAGUGCUGAACAGCAGGAUCUGGUAUGCUUGUCAACCGGAAAGGUUGCCACCCAAAAGAUAGAGGAAGACUUGUUAGGCGCAAAAGCUGUUUAGUCCAUGGGCCAGGACCUCAAAUUUGAUGAUUUGGUACCAAAAAGAGGGACAAAGAGUGGCUUACAUUUUUAAAAACUAUGACUCCUCUAGUUUAUUUUAAUGUAUGAUAACCACGUCAAAUGAGUAGUUUUAUAGGGUUUAUCACGUGAUGAAAUGACGUCACUCGGCUUUCUACAAUGUCAAAUAAAUGUACAUACAUAAGUUUUUCCUUUUGUUUUUACCCAUUUUGGGGGACACGUUUAGAUGAUUGAAUGGUACCACUGUUUUUCAAGUGAUUUUCGAGGCUUUUGUAGCAAAACUAGAUGAAUUCUGGUGUUUGUUGCCAUGGUAACGUAGAAAAGUAGCCCUUUGAACUAGAGGGUCGAUAUUAACUAAAGUAAUAAAGAUGAAUUGUUUGAAAAAACUGUUAAAUGAUAGUUGUAGAUGACACGCUGGAUACUAGUUUGACUCAGGUGUUAUAACUACCUAUGAGGCUGCUAUACUAUGACAUUACCUUUUUCGCGGCCAUAUUGGAUCCGCCAUCUUUGAUUUUCAAAAAUGCCCAUUUUGUCCCCUGAAGUGCCCCAAAACGAUCAAAACUGGAAGGAACAUGCAAAAUCCUCAUAAUUCAAGCUGUGAAAGAAGCUGCUCUCAAAACUAUAAACUAAAAAUCCAUACUUGCAAACUCUUCCGGCAAAAGCAUUAAUUGUGGUUUUUCUGCGAAGCCAUACUUUUUGGACGUCCGAGGGUGACAUGCAAAACGUUAUAAUUCCUCUUACAGUGACCAUUUGUUUUUAUGUAUUUUGGGUGCACAUUUAGCAAGUCAUAUGUUUAAAUGUAGCAACGACUAGCAAUGACUGUAUCUUUCUCUGGGCAAUAAAUCAUGUCGACAGCCAAGGGAAAUAUGCUGAGAAACAGAAUCACACCACAUAUUCUAGUCCUCUUCACUCUCGUCAUCAUCAGCAUCGACGUCUACUGUGACAGCUUGUUCUUCUCGCCUGUUAUCACACUCGGAGAGCCGGCACAUGUCUGUGCACUUAAGACCAUUGCAAGGCAGCUGCAGUUCGGGAGCCUACAAGAUCUUGUGCAAGAACAAGAGAGUAGCUCUAAAACUGUUGCAGGAGCUGGCUGACCACUCAUCCAAUCAAUCCCUAACUUGUUCUCAUCCUGAAUCCAGCCAUGUCUUAAGGGACUCGGAAUUUCAGGGCAGUUCUCAAGACUUCGCCUCCAGAUCCCCGUUUGAUAGUUUGCUCGACACGCAUGUUUAUACAGGCAAUCAGCGCAAGGUGGUAGUUGGUCGGACUCGAUGUUACCUCUCUUUGAACAGAACAAUCUAUAUCUUAGCUCAUUUAUGCUGUUUGUUCCUGGGCGGGAACUGUACAUACGACAGGUGAAAUUCUGAAGCAUCUGAAAUAGAUCAUCUGAGAGUUCCCAUUCCGCUCCUAAGAGGUCAAACAUUUCCUGAAAGGAUCUCUGUUCUUUAACGAUUCGAAGUGCACCAAUCUUACCCCGCCCAGCAAAAGCACUCACGGUGUCGCAACCAGUAUAAGCGUGCAUGCCAAGGAGACUGCUGCACAAAUUUUGACCAAGGGCUUGCACUAUACUCGUGAUGCUGAUGUAUCUAACUCUUGUUUGUGUUCCACACUUAAAAAAUAUUGAUGACGGAAUUAAGUGCUUGAAUGACAUACAAAGAAUGAAGACAUCUGUAUCUUCUGAUGCCACAAUCAAUGUGCUGUAAUCUGAUCUGGCUGCAUGAGAGAGAUGAAGAAGAAUCCUUGUAUCAGCUUCUUCUUGUGUUGAGCUAAGUUCUUCAACGGUAAAGGCAGCCUCAGGUGAGAUUUGGUGACACUCCUCCUCGCAGGCUACAAAUAGGACCUUGUCUGUGAGUUUUCUUCUAUACUUGUCUUGUUUCCAUUCUUUGGUCACAAAUAUUGUUAAGGCUUUCUUAUUCUGCGGAUUCAGGAGGAACUUUCUCCUCUGCUGCACCUUAUGGUCGGGUUGGAGAUUUCUAAAUUCAUUUCCAUACUCAGCUCCUCGAUGCUCUCUUUCUGUAUUCUUAAUUGAAUUCUCUCUAUACACAUCGAAGAUAACGUCAAUUCUCUUCGAGGAUGCACCCUCAUGUAGGACCAUUCCAAACAAGGAGUCAGCAACAUCUGAAAACUUCUUAUGGUCACCUUUCAACCUUUGCACUAGUACCAUGCCAUCUUUGAUGCAUGCAGAUGGCUGAGGAAUUUCCUCCGCAGCAGGUACAUUCUUUUGGAGCUCCUUUGCUAGUGCUGCUUUGUUGGUUUUCCGUAGUGACCCAUCUACUGUGGAUAGUGCCCAAGGAAGAGGUCCCAACGGAUGACAGAGGACAUCUCUCAUGUGAAGUUGUCUGUUUUCUGCAAUUAUAACCAUUUGACCAAAAAGAGCUCUAUCAGCUUUUAGGAUGAUCUCGUUUGCUGUUUUGCUCUUGAAUUUCACCUGCUUGUUAAGAUCAGAGAAUGUCUUCAGCUUUGAUUUCUUCAGGGUCUCGUGAAAUUUGACUGGUGGAUUUGCCUCCAAGCGCUGUGCACGAAAUUCUAUGCAUGCCUUUUCCCCAACUAAUUCAGAAUAUGUGCAGGUUUCAGUUUUGAGUGCAUGUGUAAAGACCAUUGUGUAACACCAGGGGGAGCCUUUCAAGCUGGAAUGCAACUUGCGCUUGCUAAGGUCUCGGGAAGAUGUAUGAGUGUCAACGAAGUCGUUAGUAUAAGGUAAGACAAGUUUCUGUUCAUCUUUUCAAGAAGAGUGCUUAUCUCUCCCUACAACGAGAGGUUUUGUAUGAUGCCUAAUUAAAGCAUUUUCUGGUUAAAACUCAUUCCCGUAGUCUCGUUUUGUGGAUAGAUUUUUUAAAUAAUAAAGAAUUCAUCUUUUAUUCAAAAUGUAAGAUGACUGGAAAAUGAUAAUUUUAGGUGUCGUGAAGGAUGACCUUCGCAAGAGAAAAUUUGAAAAAAGGAUGGUCUGAAAUAUGCAGCGAUAUAAGCCGUUUUUCUUGACAAAUAUCCAGUUAUGUGUCAGGUGGUUAUUUACACGAGAGAGAAGCAUAAAAUAACACACAAACCCUCCUGAAAUCGCUUUCUUUAUACUCUAAGGAAUGGAUCACUUUUAAGAAAUAAUUUGUUUCUCGUGUUGCAAGGCAUUUACGCUCUUGAAUUUUAGGUAUCCUAUCUAAGGAUCACACCGGGACCAAAAUGCAUGCGAUAAGGGCAAAAAUGGUACCCUAUUUAAGGUUGGAGACCCUUAAAAACCAUUCUCUGUAUACUUUGCUCUCAUAUAUAGGAGUGGCCACCCGGGUCACUUACGAGAGUUGGUCGCAGUUUCGACUGUACUCAGUGAAUUAGGAAUGGCUAUUGCUUACUAUGUUCAACAGCGAUUUUGAAGGUUGGAACUUUUUGGGAUGACCCUAACGAUACAAUCUUUACCCCCCUUUUUCACAAAUGUAUGGUUUCGAAGCUCCGUUAUUGAGCGUAAUUUAUCUUAAGCAGCUCAUAUGUGGUUUACCUCAUUUAUGUACAAGGCAUUUCCGGUUUCAUUAUUUUUCAUGUACGAAGCAUUUCCGGUUUCCUUACGGCUUAUGUACUAGGCAUUUCCGGUUUGGUGGAAUGACAUUCAUGGACAGCAGUAUGGCGGACAUGAAAAAAUUCAUCGAAAAAGCCCGCCAAUCAGAAGGGAGCUUGCAAACCAUGACAAAACAGGAACGUGUGUUGCUUAAAUCUCUGCUGAAGAAAGCUAUUGAAAGUUACAAAGAUGAGGUCUUGCGUUACAAGAAAGGCCAAAUUAACCUCUGGCAGCUUGACGCUCUUUACAGAAACUUGGGACUGCCAAACCGCCUUCCGUUUAGGAAUACUCCACAACUACAGAUCAAGAGGAGGUUUAAGCAAGCUGUUGCAGAUUUACUCAGAUCACCGCUGCUCAACAUACUGCCACCUCAAGUUGCUGAAAACGUGACGUCUAAUCCAUGUUGGUAUCCUGAGAUCGAGGCUAUUGGAAGGCCAGGGAUCAAGUGUAUUCUGCCAGAUAGAUCAAUGGCAUUGCAUUAUAUGUUUGGGAGAAAUGCGAUAUCAAUCACAGUGAAUGCAAAUCCUAAGCACCCUUGUUAUAGACAUGAAGAGGAGUUUGUCAAAGAACUCGAACAGUCAUUGUUGUUUGUCAAAGACUUGCUUGAUGCUGAAUAA